GAGAGGUUCUUUAGUAAAACGGAGCAGUCAGUGUCUGAUCCAGCAUGUGCCGAGAUUAAGCUGAACAGCUUAAAGGAUUUUAACUUCAUCAAAUUCACAAGGAAGAACCAAUCUUGGAGAAUAACUUAUUCAUUUAUUAUUUUGUUUCUUUCUUGGCAUAUUAUUUGGAUGUGUGUCGCAUUACCUGAGAUUUUUCAUUCUAAGAGCUUUUGAUAUGGCCAUCAAAUCUCUUGCUUUAUGCAGGAUAACCCUGGGCAUCCUUGUAUUUUUGAUUGUCUUUCUGUCUACACUUCAUGGAUCUCAUGGAAAUCCUUCCAAUUCUGUCAUAAGCACAGCACAGCCACAAGACACAACUCCGAAAGGACAGCUGAGCACACUCCCUCCGCAUGAGAAACACCAUGUGCCAAUCUUCAAAAUUAAUUACUCUCGGAUACAAAUACCACUUGAAAUAACAAUGUGGGUAUUAUUAGCCUCAUUAGCGAAAAUCGGUUUCCAUAUUUAUCACAAAGUAACCAUAUGGAUUCCAGAAAGCUGCCUUUUAAUUACCAUUGGAUUAAUCGUUGGAGGCAUAAUGUUUUCUGUUCAUGAGAAAUCUCCUGCAGUUCUGACCACUAAUGUCUUUUUCCUCUACAUGCUUCCCCCCAUUGUACUAGAUGCAGGCUAUUUUAUGCCCACUCGUCCAUUUUUUGAAAAUGCAGGCACAGUCCUUUGGUUUUCAAUUGUGGGGACACUCUGGAACUCUGUUGGUAUUGGAAUCUCACUGUUUGCCAUCUGUCAGAUUGAAGCUUUUGGUCUGAAAGAUAUCAACUUGCAGGAGAAUCUACUUUUUGGAGCUAUCAUUUCAGCAGUGGACCCAGUGGCUGUCCUGACUGUGUUUGAAGAAAUUAGUGUCAAUGAGCAGCUUUAUAUUGUAGUAUUCGGAGAGUCCCUUUUUAAUGAUGCUAUCACCGUGGUAUUGUACAACAUGUUCACAUAUAUUUCAGAAAUGAAUGAAGUUGACACAGUGGAUGUUGUGCUGGGAGUAGUUGGAUUCUUUGUGGUGGGCAUUGGCGGAAUGGUGUUUGGAUUUCUGUUUGGAUUUGCAGCUGCUUUUACUACAAGAUUUACCAAAAACACCAGAGAAAUUGAGCCUCUUUUUGUUUUUAUGUAUAGUUACCUGGCUUACUUGACAGCUGAAUGCUUCCAGCUUUCUGGAAUCAUGGCCAUUAUUAGUUGUGCUCUGACUAUGAAGUACUACGUGGAAGAAAAUGUUUCCCAAAGGUCUUGCACUACCAUUAAACACUUUUUGAAAAUGUGGAGCAGUGUCAGUGAGACCCUUAUUUUUUUAUUCCUGGGUAUUUCAACAGUAACCAGUGACCAUGAGUGGAACUGGGCCUACAUUUGCUUCACAAUUUUAUUCUGUUUCAUUUGGCGUGGACUAGGGGUACUUGUCCUGACACAGAUCAUUAACCAGUUUCGUACAAUUCCAUUCAAUCUUAAAGACCAGUUUAGUCUUGCAUAUGGAGGAUUACGUGGAGCCAUUUGUUUUUCCCUCGUAUUUUUGUUGCCACAGAAUUUCAAUCGAAGGACGCUCUUUGUAACUGCCAGCACUGCUGUCAUAAUAUUUACAGUCUUCGUGCAGGGAAUAACAUUUCGUCCAUUGGUGAAGUACUUGAAUAUAAGAAGGACAAAUAAAAAGGAGAUGAAUAUAAAUGUGGAAAUUCAUACUCGGCUCAUGGAACAUGCAAUAGCAGGUAUUGAAGAUCUGUGUGGACAAUGGAGCCAUUACUACUGGAAAGACAAGUUCAAAAAAUUCAAUGACAAAUUUUUACGACGGAUUUUAAUCAAGGAGAACAAGCCUCAAUCCAGUAUUGUUUCUCUUUAUAAAAAGCUUGAACUGCAAAAUGCUCUUGAGUUACUUGAAACCGCAGGUGAAAUUAGUGCUGCACCUUCUCUUACAUCACUACACUUGGAAAAAAAGCCCUCUAAACCAAGAAAAUUUUUGCCUGAAGAAGUACGCAACAUGCAAGACAUACUGUCUAAAAAUAUGUACAAGAUACGGCAGAGGACAUUGUCUUACACUCGACAUUCUUUGCCAGAAGAAAAUCGGGCACAAGAGAUCCUUAUCCGCAGACAUGCAAGCAUCAGAAGGAGCUUGAGGAGGAGUGGCACAAUGUUGGCUCAAAAGCCUAAGCCAAUAAAGUCUCAGAGAUACCUUUCACUUCCUACGGGCCAAAGUCUUCAGAAAAAACUGAAACAGAGAAAAAUCAAUUCAUCAGCGGAUGAAGAAGACUCUGAGAUUGACUAUCCUCCUGCAAAGUCCCACCUACAACCUCGAGCUUUGCAUAAACCCAAGAGAUACACAUUGGACACUGUGGAUGAAGUUCACAUAGACACACGAAGGGCUCCUAUUGUAGAUUUUGUGAAUCAAGGAAGAAACAGUACACGCCAAAAUAAUUCAAGUCCAGUAUUAGCAAAGUCAAAUAAAGUAGUUCUUACACCAAGGCGACGGUUUGGAUCAGUCAACGAGAAAGUAUUGCAGAAUGAAGAUGAUGAACAGAUGCUUCAGCUAAGACAUGUAGCGGCUGCAGAUCGAACAUCUGAAGAAAACAGUGACACGGAAGCUGUUCACCCUUUGCUUAAAAGAGCAGGGGAUCAGUUUAAACCUUAAAAUGGUUUAUUUAAUUCCUGUAUAACACUUCAUCUCACAUACAAGUCCUGAAAAUAUGAUUAAAAUGUUAUGACGUUUUUAUUAUAAUUAUAUGAAGAAAGAAAACAUGCUCACAACUAUGAGGAAGAUGGGUUUUAUGGAAACUUUAUUCCUCUUUUUUAUAGGCAAUGAACCUUAAAGUGUUCACAUAAAUUAAAGAUGACAAAUGUAUUAAAGUAUAGAACUGCUUACUUUCAAGGCAA
Messenger RNA from Polypterus senegalus (gray bichir), 2892 nucleotides. It is a transcript of the gene slc9a2, whose product is annotated as solute carrier family 9 member 2. Gene Ontology annotation, molecular function: sodium:proton antiporter activity. Gene Ontology annotation, biological process: sodium ion transport; regulation of pH; proton transmembrane transport. The coding region runs from base 215 to 2650 and encodes 811 amino acids. Gene Ontology annotation, cellular component: membrane. Lineage: Eukaryota; Metazoa; Chordata; Cladistia; Polypteriformes; Polypteridae. The record is from RefSeq and is a predicted model, not a curated record. The transcript has 12 exons.